GCGUUUUCUUCUUCCGUCAUUCUCAUUCGCUGCCUAUAUAGUUUUUCUUUUUGCAUUCGGUAUGUAGGUACUUUAGUAGGCUGUUUAAAUUUAUUCUCGUAAUGGCUGCCACGCUAAAUGUCUAGCUUAUUGGUUAUGUCAUGUAUAUAGAAUUGAAGUCCGGAUGUGCAAUUCGAAUUAUUCAACAAGUGUGUGGAACAAUGGUCGUGUGAAUGCUUCUUAGUAUCUAUCUCCCUGGAACGUUUCCUUUUUUGGCAAUUAAGUUAUGGACUCGGCGUUUGUGUACUGUAUGCAGUAAAAACACAAUCUAUGCCCCGUGAAAAGUGUUUGCAUGGACCAUAUUGAGUGAUAAGUGGUUUGCCGAGAGUCAAAAUGACGGAUAAUAGGUCUUCGUCAGCGUUGUUCAAGAGAGCGGAGCAGUUGAAGAGAUGGGAAGAGUCGGACACGAACAAGCAGUCCCCGACGCCGCGUCGGGCCUCGAGAAUUCAGUUUUCGUCUGGGAUAGUGUUUUUGGCGGCUUGUACGGCAGGCGACAAGGAUGAGGUGCAGAGACUGUUGAAAAGAGGCGCCGACAUCAACACUGCCAACGUUGACGGCCUCACUGCUCUCCAUCAGGCGUGCAUAGACGACAACUUGGACAUGGUGGAGUUUCUCGUGACGCACGGCGCUGACGUCAACCGCGGGGACAACGAAGGCUGGACUCCGCUGCAUGCCACUGCGUCUUGUGGAUUUCUCAGCAUAGCUAGGUACCUGUUAGAAAACGGCGCGGACGUUGCCGCAGUGAACUACGAUGGAGAACUGCCCGUGGACAUCGCGGAAAGCGAUGAAAUGGCAGAGUUGCUGCAAAAGGUCAUCGAUGAGAAAGGCGUGGACUGCGACAAAUCCCGCAGUGCUGAGGUGGACACGCUGCUGAGUGACGCUCGCAAUUGGGCAGCUAACGGCUAUGUUGAGGUCAGGGACAUGAAUGGAGGGACCCCGCUCCAUGUUGCGGCAGCUAAAGGAUACAUCGAUGUGGCUCUUACUCUGCUAGAGGGGUGCAGCGCUGACCCAGACUGUGUUGAUUAUGAAGGUUGGACGCCACUCCACGCGGCUGCUCUCUGGGGACAGAAAGAAGCAGCCGCGUUACUUCUCCAAUACGGAGCCGACCCACUUAUCAAGAAUUAUUCAGGCCAAACUUGCAUGGACCUUGUCGAUCCCGCGAUGACGUCUUGGCUGGCUGACGCGAUGAAUGCGCAGCGUCGCAUGAACAACAACAAUAACAAACGCAAGCGUAGCCCGCCACAACAUGACGCUAAGCGAGUCGACAUCGAGAUCAACGCGCAACCAGAGAAAGUCGUCAACGGUAAGACUACAGACAAGCCGCCGGCAUCGCCUGAGAUUGCUAAGACGGAGGGCAAGCCGCCUCGAGGCAGGCCGCCUUCGCCAGAAAGCACAGAAAUAGAAUCGUCGCCAGAAGACGCGCCAUCAUGGCGCAGAUCUGCCUCAUUCCGUAACAGGCAACCUGAACCGACCAGGGAAAGUAGCAAGACGGUCAACAAUGCAGUCGAUAACGACACCAUAUUGAGACGAACACACAGCUUUGAAAAUGAUAAGAGCUUCUACCAGCGGUAUCGAGACGUGACCGCACGUAUAAAGGCGUCCUCCUGUCCGUCAAUACCGCCGGCGCAGCCACCAACGGAGAGGAAAAAAAUUCCAGAGCACACUAACAAUGCUACAGAGAGUAAUAACGACGAUGUACAAACAAGAAUAAACCCUUCGGACAGACGGGAAAGGGAAGUGAACACGUGGAGCGGCCCGACCACUACCACGCCCAGUGCGAGUCCGACCAACACUACCACCACAACGACAGUCAGAAGUUCCGCGGAGAGCGUAGAGUCGAACAGUAGCAAUACGUCACCCAGCUCUGCUACGCCCACCAAAUUGUCGCCUGGGAACAUAUUCAAGAACUUCUUCAAGUCGUUUGUGCCCCCGGUUCGAGAUGAGGAGAGUGAAACUCAAAGGAAAGCUCACGCGAAAAGAGUGCGUGAAACGCGACGCUCCACGCAGGGCGUCACUCUCGACGAGAUCAAGUCCGCAGAACAGCUUGUCAAGAAGAAAGCCGGUAAUGGGACCACAGAGAGCCCCUCACCGGGCAGCCAGAAGAAAGAAGAGCCCACACCUACUCCCGCGCCACCACCUACAGACAACGGCUCGGCGCGCUCGUCGACUCCGGCCGGCGACGUGGCGGUGUCGUUAGCUCUGGCGUGCGCGUCGGCGACGGCAACGGCCACCAUCGCUGCCAACAGCGAGCGCCGUCCCUCGUGGCGGCUCAGGCUCGACCCCACUAACAAGUUUGAACUCGAGGACGCCGGUCGGUCAUCGCCGCGACCGGCCACCACGGCGGCCGAGGCGACCGUCACUCUCCCGUACCGUCGCCCACCCACUGGUUCCAACGCGAACACCACCACCUCCACACCUAAAGAUGAUAAUAGGACAGAACCGUCUGGCGAAGAAGACAAAGAGCGUGAGAGCAGUACAGAAAGCAAGUCAUCGAACAACGCGUCGCCAGCGAGCACGCAGGCAGCACUCAACGUGAUACAACGCCGGCGCAGGCCGAAGCGACGCUCCACGGGCGUUGGUCACGUUGACAUGGACGAUAUUGUAAAUGAUCGCGGUGGGGGCGGCGAGGGCUGCGAUGCGGACAACGAGGCACCUGCGUCUGGCAGCGAACGCACUGAGGAGAGCGAGGACAAGGACUACAAGGCGCUGUACGAGGCGUCUCAGAGCGAAGUGCGUCGCUUACGCGCCUUGCUCGCCACCUCCGAGCAACAGUUGCGCGAGGCUCGCGCGACUAUCACGAGGCUCACUCAAGUGAACCAAAACUCAUUGUCUGAAAUCGAGAAACGAGAAAAGAGGGCCAUGGAGAGGAAAUUAUCAGAAAUGGAGGAAGAAUUAAAGUAUCAACAAACGCUCCAAGCUGAAAACCAGCGGCUGAAGGACGAGAAUGGAGCCCUAAUCCGGGUGAUCAGCAAACUGUCCAAGUGAACAGCACCUCGCGUCUCUCCUACGAUCACAUAGUAUAGCACGCCACGUUAUGAUCGGCAACACGUCUCUAAACGACGUGCUCUUUAGUCUGUUAUUUCAAAGGUUUAUCCGUAUAUAUUUCGUGUUAUUUAUUCAAUGUUGAUAGGCACUUGAACUAAAAACUGUUUGUUAUCUUUUAUUUGGGAAUAUUUAAUUGAAAAACACCCAAGGUAUCCGAUACGAAUGUGUAUAGUCGAUCCGCCAAACUGUUUUGCUGCUAUCUAAAGUUAUAUUUACGAUUGUAAGUUAUUUAAAAAUUUGGUAUGAAGUGAUAUAAUAUUUACUAUUAUAUUAUGAGAAUAUACAGCCAGUAUAAAUUAUUAAUGAUCUUAUCGCCAUUUAAUUUAAUGUUAUAACUUAAUGAUAAAAGCUGUGGGCAGAUGCCAAGUAUUUAUAAUAACGGAUUAUCGAGCUAUACAAUCACAUACAGACGACAAUGACUGCAGUACAAAAUCUGUAUAUUAUGCUUUUAUGUGUUAUAGCAGUCCAUACUGGUAUUUUGUCAUUCUGUAGUGUACACUUUACAUUUAUAUAUUUGAAAUAUUAUUGUUCCUGAUGUUAAGUUUGUCUACCGUUCCAUUAUUGAGUGUAUUGAGUUUGAGAUUCCACAAAAACAUUUUAUAAUCGUUAUUUCUACGUAAACUGUCAUUUGAAAUGAAAUGGUGAAAUUAUAUUUUGAAAUAUUCAGCGGUAAUACAAACUCUAAGCAUAGUUAUUCACAAAUAAUUAUUGGUAGAGUAUUUUUUUCUAUAAAUCCGCGUCGUUCGCACAACGAAUUUGUUUUGCUUUACGGUGGCAGCCGCUAAAUCUAGACUGAUAAUAAUGACAGUAUUGCUGGUACUAUGAACUUACACUCAUCUUGUUAAGUGAAUAAUUUCGUGUUGCUUGUCUUUUGAAGAGAAAAAAAUCAAAAAUUGUCAGAGAUGAGGAACUACUUUAUCAAAACAAUCUUGACUGGUAAUUUAUAAUUAUAAUCAUGAACGAAGGUCAAGUCAAACACUAUUAUAGUUUUAACACUAAACCUUUUGCAAAGUAUACACAGAAUAACCAAUAGCACUACACAAGUUUGAAUCACGUCAAAAUUAGUCUUCAUAAGGCAAUCUUAUGAAACAACUCAUGACUGUGUGAUUUAAACACAAAUCUGUUCCAUUUUAACUAAAACAAGAAGUCUUCAGACUACACUUGUUUAAUAUUUAUUGUUUAUUAAUUUCCACAUCACACGAUUAAUUCCGUUAUUAUUGUUAUUUAUUUGCGUUUAGAUUUUAUUGAACAAGGGUUGACAGAUUUGAGUGGAAAAUGAAUUUAAUACCUUCGUUUAAAGUACUCGAGGCAUCGGGCAACGAGAUUUGUUCCACUUGAUUUGAAUGUAUAAGUUAUUAUUAUCAUCAUAAUAUUCAUACACUGUGUACCAGUUUCGCCCAAGUCGUCAACCUUCAUUACUCCACAUUCAGAUUGUCAUAGUUUAAUUUUCGUGAAGUGUGUUGUGUUGAGUUUGUGACUAUAACGCACCUUUUCAAUUUCGUUUUGAGAAAGUAUUAUGUACUUAUUGAACGUCAGUACUUAGUGACGUCACAGGGCCACCAGUAUCAGGGCGCAUCGAUUGUGUUUUCGUGUAACGUUUCUUUUUAAUAGCGUUUUUAAGGAAUUACGGCUUUAUUGAUUUGUUUUACAUUAUGAUCAUCAUGACCAAUCAUGGUAAAAGUAAUAAAAUUGUUUAAACAUUAGCAUUUUAUUAGAUGCAUGGACUUUACAGUAGCUGCUAUUAAAAUGAGAUGUUAUGUUAUAUAUAUAUGUAUUUCUUGUCGAUAACUUUUGACAUAUUCCUACAUAAGUGUAAAGUAGAUUAGUUUUACUAUGAUUUUUUGUAGAGGGCUUGAUUCACCCGACUUAAAUGUUAUAUAUAGCUAUGUAUGUCUCUUAGAUAUUGUUAAAUAUUAUAUCUCUGAUUGAAAUAUACCUCUAAAUUGUUAAAAAUGAAAUAAAUAUCUUCGCGACAUAUGUAUCUCGAAUUACUAAUAUAUUAAUGUAUAGUUUUUUCUAGGCAAUAGUCUAUAGCCGAUUGGAUUGAUUUGUGAUAUAUCGAUUUUGUACGACAAUCAUAGAAAGUUUUUUGUAUUAGCGAAAUAGACUGUUGAAUAUCUAUAAAGUAUGAAUUGAUCGGGGCCAUAAAAGUGAAUAUUAAUAUGUUUUGCCUCUAAUAAAUAAGGCCUAGUCCCUUUACGGACCAGUAACUUAUAAUAAUGCAAUGGCUAGUGUACACCUUGUCAUUAAUGAGACUCUCUCAAAUAUCCAGGUCUGAUUAAAUAACUUGCCACUGCAGGCCACGGACUCGAGCACUAGCAUUGUGAAGCGGCCUAUGUAUCUGUUAUAUACAUUUAACUUAUGUGUCAUUAUCGGGUCCAUGGGUCUCAAGAGGCAUAAAAAUGCUAGUCUAAAUUAGCGGCGAUGUGAGUCCCGCGUGUGAACCGGUCCAGACGGCCAUAUACAUAAAUCUUUGCCAUGUUCCCAGCACUUGUUUGUAAUGAGUUACUCUUAACAGUUAUUGAUAAUAUUAUUUGAGGCUUUCACAUCUAUUCAGUCAAAUAUGUCGGUUGUGCAGUUCUCAACUCCACCACCUUUUGUUUGACAAUAAAUACGUAACUAUGUUUGAAAGACCUCGUGUAUUAAUGUAGCUGUUUAUUAUUAUCUCAGUUUUUGCCGAGCUGUAAUGAAAUUAACGUUAAUUACUAUUAAAAAGGACGUUUAUGUAAGCUUGUUGAAAAUAAUGUCGUGAAUAUUGAGACAUAUUUAAACGGAACAAGAGUUUGUUAAAGUGGUAAAAGAUAUUCGUAAAUACUAUAAUAUUCUGUAUAAAAUUUGUAAACCAACAUUUUCAUUUAACUUAGUGAUCUUGAAAAUUUUUGUUCAAUAAAGUUUUUAUUUAUUUGAAGAGAAAGUUAAAAUAAACAGUUCUUCAUUAUAUUUA
Molecule: messenger RNA, 6028 nt
Organism: Spodoptera litura
Lineage: Eukaryota; Metazoa; Arthropoda; Insecta; Lepidoptera; Noctuidae
Source: RefSeq, a predicted model, not a curated record